UUCUUCUCAGACUGGUUUCUUUAUGUUCUUCUUUCUUCUCAUCCUUCGUCCUUAAAAACAUUCCAACAAACCUUCACUUUUGAAUUCUCAAAGCCAAAGCCUCAACUUGUUGAUCUUGGCCUUAGCUUUUAUAGUUGCUUCUUCUUCGUCUCUCUUUUUCCUCUUUCUGCAUUCUUUUCUUCCCUUACUCCAUCUGUGUCUACAUUUAUUUGCCUCAGUCUCUCUCUCUAUCUUCCCCUUUCCCCUUCUCUCUCCCUCUAUCUCUCUACCUUUCUCACUCUUUACUUUUUUCUGUUUGAAAAUGUUUAACAGAAAAAAUGUUCAAAAAAUUUUUCUUCAACUCAUUUCUCAAUGCUCUUGCAUUUGGAUGUAAUUAAAAUGACACUGUGCUAGCUUUGUGACAAAUUUUUGCUACCAAUUUUUUCAUUGUUUCAACAUUAUUCAACCUGUGUUCACAUUUUUUACCAAUAGUAAUGUUUGACAAUCCGUCUGACAGAGUUAUCAGCGUCAAUGGUGUAUCUCCAGAGUGUGAUUACAACACGGCUGUUCAGGUAUUACGAGAAUGUGGCAAUAAAGUCAAUUUAUUGAUUAAACGACGGCCUGUCCUGCCUGGCCAUGAUCUACACAAAGUGACGUUAACGAGAAAUAACAAUAAAGAUGAUUUUGGGAUAGUUUUGGGAUGUCAAUUAUAUAUCAAGGAGAUUUCAAAUCGUAGCUUAAUUGACAAGGAUUGUAACAUUGCCGAAGGUGACAUGGUAUUGAAAAUAAAUAAUACAAGCUGUGAAAAUUUGACUCUCAAAGAAGCAAAGAAAUUGAUAAACUCUUGUAAAGAUAAACUUAAUUUGGUUUUGAAACGCGAACAAAACAACAAUAACAAUGUCAAUCAUGCUUCUGAAUAUAAUGGACGUUUCAAUGGUCCAAUACCUAACAAUUAUAAAGAGAAUGGACUUAAUGGUGAUAUAAGUAAUCAAAGAUCGGAUUGGAGUAUCGGCAGGUUAGCUAGUCCUGCCGAGGACAGAAACGGUAGUAUGAAUCGAAUGCCACCAGUGAACAAUAGCUCUGGUCGACACCGAGGCCCUAUUACUGAUUUAUCUUUGACUCAAUUGGAUCCUAAUUCAUCUGUUAAUCCUGUGAUGAACAAUUUUCAUCCUGGAGGUGAUAAUAAUGGAGAUCUCAAUGAAAUGACCCCAUCCAGACCUUUAAUGUUCAGAUCUAAACAAGGAGCUUAUGGAGAGGAUGAAACUUUGAAUAUGCGACGAACUAACAUUUCAAGUGAACCUCGUUUAAUAUCUUUCAAGAAAGAAGGUUUUGUUGGUAUUAGAUUAACUGGUGGUAAUCAAGUUGGAAUAUUUGUUUGUGCCAUUAAACCUGGUAGUCCUGCCUCUUUAAAGGGUCUUCAAACGGGCGAUAAACUGUUGAAAGUCAAUGCCAAGGAAAUGCGAGGUUUAACGAAAGAAGAAGCUGUGAUUUUCCUGCUUAGUGUACAAGAUCAAGUUGACCUAAUUGUUCAAUAUUGUAAAGAAGAGUAUGAAGAGAUUCUUGCAACUCAAAAGGGAGAUUCUUUUUACGUGAGAACCCAUUUCAAGUAUGAUGGUUCCUCAAAAGGAGAAUUUGACUUUCAACGAGGAGAAAUUUUUCAUGUUAUAGAUACUCUUCAUAAUGGUGUUGUUGGUUCUUGGCUGGCUUUUCGUGUAAAUGGUAAAUCUGAUGUUCAGAAAGGAAUCAUUCCCAACCAGACCCGAGCAGAGGAAUUUGCCGCUACUCAGGUUAAUGACAGCAGAAAAAAGGAUGACACUUUAGGUAGCUCGUCUCGAGUAGGAUUUUUCCGUCGUAGAAGUGCUCGCCGAUCAAAAUCUUUGGAUAAAGUGGAGGAUAUUUUAUCUGAAGGAUAUAAGUUCCCUGCUUAUGAAAAGGUUUCUCUCAAACAUCCAGGCUUUAUUCGGCCUGUUGUAAUGUUUGGAGCUCUUUCGGAUAUAGCGAGAGACAAAUUGUUGAAAGAUUAUCCUGAUAAAUAUGCUUCACCUCAAAUGGAGGAUACCGAGGAUCCAGAUAGUCAAUGCAAAAGCCAGAAAUCACUUGGAAUUGUUCGAUUGAGUGCCAUAAAGGAAAUAAUUGAAAAAGGAAAACAUGCUCUACUUGAUGUCACUCCUACUGCCGUAGAUCGUCUUAAUUAUGCACAAUUUUCGCCUAUUGUAAUAUUUUUGAGAGCAGAGAAUAAGUCAGUUGUGAAAGAAUUGCGGUCCCGACACGCUAAACCAAGUCAAAAAAGUUCACGUAAAUUGUAUGAAUCUUCUGUUAAACUGGAAAAAAUGUAUGGUCAUUUGUUUACCUCAGUAAUCAACUUGGGAACUGCUGAGAUGUGGUACAAAAAGUUACGUGAAACAAUUGAAAAACAGCAACAAAUCAACAUUUGGAUUAGUGAUUCCAAGCCUCCAGAGACUAUUACAGAUGACUUUUUGUUACCAAUGACUUCUCGGUUAAGCUAUGCUUCAUCUCCUGAAAGUGAUCUUGAUUUAGCCAACGAAUCAAAAGGAAGAAAAGAAGAUGCUUGUGGACCUUCUAGAUUAGCUAAAGCAUCAAGUGACCGUUCUAUAGCAACAGUAGAAAAGCCCAAUGUUUUCGGUCCCCCGCCAUAUAAUUCACGAUCUCAUCGUCAAGAUCUAAAUCAAUCCAUGCAGCAACCUGGUUACAGCAAGAAAAAAGAAGCCCUCGAAAGGGAUGAGUAUUUUGCCAGCAUGAAAGAUCCUUACAAUGCAUUAUAUCCCAAUGAAAGGUAUCCAAACAGUAGCGUCCCAGUUUCCAACGGUAACACCAUUAUGGCUGAUAUUCAACCAAUUUAUAUGCGAACGUCUGGCCAUCCUGCCACAAAUGGUCAUGAGCCCCCUCCACGAAUUGACCGUGCCAAUAAACCUAAUCGUUUCCGAAAUGCUCAUGAAGCAUUAUUUGGAAUCUCUGAUCGUGAUGCUAAUAAUCCUCCAGAUUAUAUCAAUACCACAAUUGCCGAAACGUUUCCUCCAACUAAUGGUGGAACCAAAAAUAGCUCCUUGGACAGGCAUUCAGCCUUGGUCAAUGGUCGAAGUAGUUUGAUUGAUAACUCAUCGUACAGCAGUGAUUCUUACAAAUAUAUUAGUCCUACCAGUACUUUCGAUGAUAGAAGAUAUGGUUCUAUCGCUUCAGCCAAUUCAACUUUAAACACUAAUCCAAGACAAAAUCAUGAUACUUACAUGUAUGCUCGUAAUCCUAAACAACAAGUUAAUGGUUCACCCAAAUCAAUGGAUCCUGAUUCCAUGAAAGUCAUACCAAAUUUAAUUGGUAACACAUAUCCAGGAGAUAAUUAUAGACAAACGCCUCCAUCUCCUCCUCCUAAACCAUCCAAUUAUCAAACACUACGGAUGAAUGAUGGAAGACCUGUGCCUCCUCCAAAACCAAUGCAUUACCAGCAGACUAGAUCAGGUUGGAGACCGGAAUCGGAUAAAGAUCAAAUUAACAACAAUUCAUUUCAAUUAUUGAAAAGAUCAAACUCAUCGGCGAUAGAUAUGUCUGGUGGGCCUCCCGCUUACUUUCCACCCACACAGGACCAACCUCCAAACACGCGAGCUCCCGAAGUGCCAACUGCUUCUUAUGUAAAUCAUUCAUCUUUAAGUUCACCUACAAGAAGGGCUCCAUGUUCAAAUACUGAUAGUGGCUAUAUGACUGGCAAAAACAAUUAUGACCUUAGAUCACCUUAUUCUGCAAAUAAAUCUUCCCGUUCAUCGUCAAUGUUUAAUGGAAACAAUGCCUAUUUAAAUAUUCCCUUUCCCCCAAGAAAUCGUGACUCGAUUGCCUGUUCUGGAAACGGGCAAAUUAAUAAUGUAAAUUCUGGACUACCUUCAACCCCUCAACAAGUUCAAACUCCCUCAAGCCUUAUUGACCUUUCCUCUAAUCGUGAAAAUCGAGGAAGUGCCUUCGAAUUGUACCGAAAACCUGGAGACUCUUUAAAUCGAACUGGUUAUCCUCUCCAUAGUUUACCUUCUCCUCCACCUUUAAUACCUGACCAUGAAGUAAAAGCAAGCCCAUCUUUGUCCGUUGACAGUAAUCAACAUGUAUUAGCCAUUGCCAAAGGAAUAUUUGACCAUAAAGGAGGAACCCUACACUGUGAUGAAACCGGAGUUACCUUAAUCAUUCCUGAAGGAGCAAUCCCUAUGAAUGUUCAACAAGAGUUAUAUUUCAAAGUUUGCCAUGAUACAAAUAUGCUUCCACCUCUCGAUAAAGAUAAAGAUGAAACUCUAUUAAGUCCCAUAGUCAUGUGUGGACCUCAUGGAAUCAAAUUUAACGUGCCAGUUGAAUUGAGGUUACCUCAUUGUACAUCAUUAAAUCCCGAAACAGCUACAUUUUCACUGAAAUUAAGUGACACUCCAAACGGUAAACCAACUGAAUGGCAAAACAUCAAUUUUGGAACCAACGAAUGGAUAUCAGCCAGUAACAUGGACAAAAAUUAUCUCACAGUUCUCCUUGAUCAUUUUUAGUCAUCAUCAAAUUGUCUAUGCAAUCCCAAUCCACAAAAUUCGGAAACAAUUUUUUUUUCUAUUUUCAUAUUGUAUACAAUAAUUAAUUCAAUUUUAUAAUCAACUUGCCUAAGAAACAUGUUUUUUUGUAAUUUGCUUUUGCUCAUAUUUUUCAAUUUCAAGAUACAAUGUAAUUUUGAUGAUAACUGUUGACAUUAAAUUGCAAUUUCGCCAUUGCAUUUAUCUGUAU
Molecule: messenger RNA, 4734 nt
Organism: Tetranychus urticae (two-spotted spider mite)
Lineage: Eukaryota; Metazoa; Arthropoda; Arachnida; Trombidiformes; Tetranychidae
Product: tight junction protein 1
Biological process (GO): cell-cell junction organization; protein localization to cell-cell junction; cell-cell adhesion
Cellular component (GO): plasma membrane; bicellular tight junction
Molecular function (GO): cell adhesion molecule binding
Source: RefSeq, a predicted model, not a curated record